GCGAUUCGUUUUCGUUUACGUUUACGACUACGUUAACGUUGAUCGUUUCGUCAUCUUUCAUAUCAUUUUCAUUCACUUUGCCAUAAAUAUUUGAAGUAUUUGGGCGUCAUUUGUGUUAAAUUAUUUUGAUAUUUUGCGCAUAAAAUAAAACGUUCAGUUAAAACAUUAAAUAUUGACUUAAAAUGAGUUCCGCCGCAUCUACUGCACUUUUCGCUUGUUCUCGUUGUUUCUCAAGACAUCCUUUCGAGGAAUUGUCUCCUGGAGAACAACUUUGCAAGGAGUGUCGUGGAUCUUUUCCCGUCGUGAAGUGCACAUACUGCCGUUCGGAGUUUCAACAAACAAGCAAAUCUAAUACUUCCUCGAUCUGCAAAAAAUGUGAGGCAAAUGUCAAAGCAUAUGGAAAGCCCACAGCGUGUGAAUAUUGCAACACUAUUGCUGCAUUCAUUGGAAACAAGUGUCAACGGUGCGCUAACUCCGAGCGCAAGUACGGGUCCGCCGUCACUUGCGAGCAGUGCAAGCAGCGCUGCGCGUUUGACAGACAUGACGAUGACAAGAAGGUUGUGGACGGCAAGCUGCUGUGCUGGCUGUGCACGCAGUCGCUCAAGCGCGCGCUGGCUCGCACCAAGCAGCACAUGUCUGUGGACAAGCACAAGCACCGCUCACACAAGUCGAAGAGCAGUCACAAGGACAAGCGCAAGUCCGACAUGAUGAAGUCUAUGGGCUCGGGGGACAUGUCUCUCGACUCGCAGCCCAUGGAGAAGAAGUCCAAACACAAUGCUCCGCAAGGUGAAGUGGAUCCGAAUAGUUCGGACCACGUGGUAGCGAUGACCCAGCUGAAGGAGACCAUCGCCAGCCUACAGAAGAAGGUGCAACAGAAAGACAUGGAGUUGCUCAGCAAAGACAAACUGAUAACCGAGCUCAAAGCGCAGCACCACAACGACACAACGGACCUGCGCAGCGAAAUGAAGAACAAGGAGCGUUUGAACGAAACAAAGUUCACACUCAUGAACUCAAAAAUACAGAACCUCCUCAAAGAAGUGGCAACACUCAGCAAAUCCGCUAAAAAGAACAAUAAAAAUACAAAAUCAGCGCUCGCGAACGCUGAAAACAGCGGCAGUGGCACCGACAGCCCGAGCACCAAUUAGAACAAUUUAUAGUCUAGGAUACGGCGCACAGGUUUUCUAUGGUUUGAAUACAUACAAAUUAUUAACAGUGACAAGUAUGAAUGGCCGAACGGUAUAACACGUUCGCUGCGGUACGAGGUCAAUUGACCUCGAACCGCGAGGUCGAUACACUAAUGUACGAGGUCAAUUGACCUCGUACAUCUAGUGUAUUUAAGAGUUACAAGGUCGAUGGACCUCGUGCCGCAUCACAUGAAGUUUUAGUAUGAGGUAAAAAAACAGAAUGUACAGAAAAAUCAGUGCUGCAGCGAACGUGUUAAAUGUAUGUAAGUAGAUCAAAGUUAUUAUAAUUGAUGAGUGUGUUUAUGUAUUACCUUGAAUCGUGUUACAUUGAAAAAUUAUGUACUUAUUUAAUUUGUUAGAACAAUUGGAUAUAAUAAUUGAAAAAAUUAAAAAGUUAAUAAAAUUAAAUAUAUAUUUAAUUACUAUAGAUAAAAGAUCAUAAUAAAAAUAUUGUUUUAUGUAUUUAUAUAUUUAAUAAAAACAAUAUUUAACGUACACAAUAACGUAAAAUAACACACACACACACACACACACAUUAUACUUAAAAUCCAAUUUAUAAUCAAAGUCAAUGUCAAAAUUUUGUUUAUUCAUUGACUGAUGGUUAAAUCGUCAAUUAUUUGACGUUUUUCUACAUUAUUAUAAAUAAAUUAUAUUUAUUAUAAUUCUUAGUGCAUUCAAAUCGUGUGAAAUCUCGCGUCUGUCUCUGGAACUAUUACUAUUAGUGAUAUUUUAAUGGGAAAUAGACAUUUUCCUUUUAUUUUUUUACUCUACAAAUGAUUUCAUUUGUAGACAUAUUUAAAACUUAAGCGUAAGUAGGUUUCCAUUUUAUAAUUAUUUUUUUUAAUUAUCUAUCUAUAAGCAUCUUACCAUUUUUUUUAUUAUAUAUAACAAAUAAUAUUCAAUUUGGUGCGUUUUUUAUGUCAACUGUAUAAGACAAUAAUGGAAAUUAUAUAUAUAUGCGAUACGCUAUGAAGACCGUUUUGACAACAGCUUAUAGUUUUGAAUUUCAGAACAUUAAAUUGAAAAAAAGGUCAAUUGCAUAUAGUAGCGGAGGAAGUGUAGUAAUUUAUCUACACUAAUAUUAUAAAAAGGUAAAGAGGUUUGUGAGGUUGUAGGGAGUAAUCUCUGGAUCUAUUGAUAUAAUUUUGAAAAUACUUUUACCAAUAGAAAGCCACGUUAUUUGUGAGUGUCAUAGGUUAUUUCCACCCCUUUAUUCCUUUUAAACGAGAAAUUCGUGGAAGUAACUGCAGGGCGUUGGUUAAUUCAUUUCAAUUUAAAUGUAUAAAACAUUUUCUCUGCAUGUUUAGCUAUAUACCAAUGGAGAUGACCUCUGCCUCUGAUUCCGGAGGGCAUAGGUUCGAAUCCGGUUCGUUGCAUGCACCUCCAACUUUCAGUUAUGUGCAUUUUAAGAAAUUAAAUAUCAUGUGGUGAAGGAAAAACAUUAUGAGGAAACCUGCAUACCUGGGAAUUUUCUUAAUCCUCUACGUGUGUGAAGUCUAUUGGCCUAACCCCUCUUGUUCUGAGAGGAGACACGUGCUCAGCAGUGAGCAGAAUAUGAGUUGAUGACUACUUAAGACAUAUAAACGAUAUCCAAAAAUGUCGUAAAAUUAUAGAUACCAUAAAUUAUAUUUUUAUGACUUUAUUUACUGUCUGUUAAUUUACCAAAAUGGUAACAUAAAAACGGUCCAUCUUAUCGUGUCGCACAUAUAGUAAUUAUACAUUUUAAUUAUUUCGAAAAUGACAACAUCUAAAAGAGAUUAAUUUAUGACUGCGGAUAUUUUUAAAAUCAAAAUUUGUUUUUUUUAUUAUGUAAGUAGAUAUAAUAAAUUUCAAUCAGUGAAAUUAUAUGUGUGGACUUUUACACAUCAAUAUUUGUUUUUUUUUAUUAUUAUUAUUUAAAUACAAUCAGUGAAAUUAUUUCGAUAAUAAUUAAUCAUACAAUUUUCUUAUAAUCAUUAAUCCAAUUCAGUUAUUAGUACAAUUAUAGGUACCUAAUAUUUUUUUUAUUUAAUCAAUACCAAAAUUAGAUUUUACAAGUAAUGAUAAUAAUUAUGCCAUCAUAUCAAUAUUUAUUUUUAGACUAAAAAUAUAAUAAAUAAAUUUAAAAAAAAAUAGUUGAGUUAUUUCCAACUCUACAGGAAAAAGAUAUUUCCGAACAGAGAUUGUAGUUACUUUUGUAGAUUUCUUAAUCGAUUUCAAUUUCGUUGUACUAUUCAUGUCACACUGAUCACUUAAGUAUAAAACUCACUAUUACGCCUCGGAUGCGAAACUUCGGAUUCGUACUUAGGUACGGCGCGGUAAGCGAGGCAUAGCUGAGGUAUUUACGUUGUCCGAGGCCUAAUAAUGAGUUUUGACCUUUGCGGGCUACAUACCUGUUUUUUUUUACUGUUAAAUCGUCCGUGUGUGCAAAACUUAACACUGUCAGUUUUAUCUGUACAGUUUUUUUUUUCUAAUGAUUUAGAUUGACAUUUCGAUAUAUUUAAACUUCACAGUUAAAAAUGCGCAGUUAAAGUUAACUAUAUGUUACUAUCAUUUUCUUUCAGAUAUGAUAGACAUUACAAGUGUAAGGCAGUUUUGCCAUAUUUUAAAAGAUAGAAACAAAAACUCAAACUUUUAUAUGAAAAAUAAUGAUACUUCGACUUUUGUUUGAGAGACUAUGCUAUGUAUUAAUAGACGUAUAUAUAAAAUAACAAGAGCAUGGACAUGAGUUUAGUGUUAAUUUCCUCACUGUAAAAAUAAACAUCACAAUUUAUUAUGAUCUCAUGACUUCUUGACUUGAACUUCAAGUACUACGAAUUGUAUUAAGACAGGCCCUAGAGAUGCAUCUAUCACUUGAAAAUUAUAUAAUUACGCUAAAUUGCAAUUAUUUUCAAACGUUUCAAUGUCACAUACUUUGAUGUUGAAAGCAAAGUGAAGAAACUUGCAUGUAAAUACUUCAUAAUGUUGUCUUGGUGUGACAAGAAGUCUGCCAAUACACAACCUCAGUAUGACGAUCUCUUUGAUUUUUCCGAGGCGUCUCAUGACUUAGCUCGCUAAUCCCAACGUUCCAAUGAUCUUGAGUCUUGUAAAAGACGACCAUAGAGAUACAUUUUGUCCUUAAUUUCGUAACGAGACAGCGUUUCGUCCGUCUCAUGACUGUUUGUCCACUAACCCUAUAGACUCCAAUGUUCAUGUAACUCGAAAGUCUGAGUCUUAAAAAAGACGCUCUUACACAUACAUUUUGUCCCCUUUAAUUUCUUGAAGAGACAUCGGUUCGUCCGACUCAAUUUUUUGUGUCAUUUUGACGUGGAUUUCAAUCCAACUACAGUGACGAGGCGUCUCAUGACUGUUUGUCCACUACCUCUAUAGGCUCCAAAGUUGCUCUAACUCAAAGAUGAGCCUUACAGAGGAUGCUCUUACACGUAGAUCUUAUUCCCUAAAAUUUCUUAAAGAGACAGAUCGUCCGCCUCAAUUUCUAGCGUCAUCCUUACGUAGAUUCCAACUGCAGUGACGAGGCGUCUCAUGGCUAUACACCCUUAUGCUCCAAUGUUUCUCUAUCCAAGGUCUGAGGCUUAUACAAAAAACGCUCUCAGAAAUACUCCAUUAAAUUCAUCGGUUAUAAUGUUCCUGAAAGUCUAAUCCAAUGUCUGUGUUAGAGAAAUGGACGUUUUGUCCGCCUCUAUUUAUAUCGUCACUCAGGCUUAAAUGAACAUUGGAAUCCAUGCCGGGAUACCAAUGUUCCUCUUAAGCCAUGGUCUUACAGAGGCGAUUCCUCCCAUCCGUUCUUCGAUCCCUGGGAAUUUCUUAGAGUUACGCUCGUCCAAGCGUCCGAUGAUCACUGAUUCCAUUACAGAUGGAGAUGUGUACAGUCAGAUAAAUAGACACAUGGCUAAAGAUUUGGCCUAACUCUAGGCAAUCUGAGUAUUGAAUUCAUACUCAGUACUAUAGGUGGUAGGAAAAAGUGAUAUUGAUUCAAUAUCGAUUUCUGUAUCAUAAUAUCGAUGUUUUAUUCAAUUUGUACAUUGGUGUUCUGUGUUAGGUUAAUGUUGGUCAACUAUAAAGUGUGCUAAAAUGCUGAGUCAGUAGUAAGUCUAAGGGUUGAUUUGGUGGAUUAUGUCUAAAGAUAUUAUUAGGCAAAACAGUAUUAUUGUCUGCACAAAAUUCGAUUUUAGGAUUUACCUUUGUUCUGGAAUAUACAUAGAUAAUAAUUAAUUAGUUAAAUAAUUUGAUUGCUCGGCAUUAUGGAACAUAAGGGUCAAAGCUCAUUAGAUCUAGCCAGCACUCGACCAAUAUCGCAAUGGCCUCCCAAUGAUUAAUCGUGUAGUCGAGUAGGUACUUAAACCAAUUGUAUCUGUCAGUAAGAUGCGAUUACUACUAAAUCCGGCAUAAGAAAUGUACCUGUGUGUAAUAUCUGUUAUUUAUUAGGGAUAACAUAUAAAUGAUUGAAAAUAUUCACAUUGGCACAAUUCGAAUAGGUUGCCUAUAAAUUGCGUCCGGAUAAUAUUAUAUUUUUAAUUAAAUUUACUUAACAUACAUACCUUGUUGGUUAAUAGAAAAAAAUCCUAAACUAUUUAAAAGAACAACAGAAUCCAACAGAAUUGAAAACGUAAAGGUUGUGUGCUAUCUCACUGGAACUGGGGUUGCCAGAUAUAAACAUGAAAAUCUUAUUUAUAUGAUUCUAAUGCUUGAUCUUAUACCUAUUCUGUAUCAUGUAGUCUUUAUCGUAAAUAGAUGAGAUGGUUCAAGUUUAGUGCUGGUUUAAGUUAAGUGCUGGUUUAAGUUGAGUGCCGGUUGAGUUGAGUACCGGUUUAAGUUGAGUGCCGACUGGUUCUAAUGAAAAAGCUAUACCUUGAAUUUAAAUUGUGGAAGCUACCACUGAAUGUUUUAGAAUCAAGAGCUAAGGAAUUUUCAAUAUUAUCUAUGUAUUUGGUGUCUAGAUCUAUGAUUAGUUUCUUAAAUCAAUGUCUAGUGAGUAUGGAAACCAAACAAUUUGUCAAAGUACAGUAUAAUACCUAUUUUCAACGAUAAAAAGACUAAAUCGUGUUUCUAUUAUUCUUAUUAUUUAAAAAAUUCUUUCAUGAAUGAAUAAAAUACUUAGUGAAAUGUAAAUUAAAUUCAAUAAAUGGUGUUGAAAUCAA
Molecule: messenger RNA, 6301 nt
Organism: Bicyclus anynana (squinting bush brown)
Lineage: Eukaryota; Metazoa; Arthropoda; Insecta; Lepidoptera; Nymphalidae
Product: protein FAM76A
Exons: 8
Coding region: 183-1145 (320 amino acids)
Source: RefSeq, a predicted model, not a curated record